UAUGAAUAAGGUUGUAUGCAGUGUUUCCAUUAUUCGCCACUAGAUGGCAGUAAUACUGCUUGGCUUGUUUUAACCUGCCGUAAAUAGUUCACACGAAGAAGAAACCAAUGGUUUCCCCAUGCAAUCGUUAGCUUAUAAUGUUAUCGGUUGUAAACAAAGUGUGAGUUCAGUCUGGACAUUGUGCGUACCGUUUUGUGAUUGUUGUCUCACUGUACCGCUGGUGAACAGGUGGUGAGCUGCUUGUCAAACAUGGUACAGCUGCAUGUGAAGCGCGGAGAGGAGAGCCAGUUUCUGUUCAACACCACCGUGGACGCGCCUCUGGAGACGGUGAUCCAGCAGAUUACAGCCGUUUACAACGGGAGACUCAAAGUGGACAGGAUAUGUUCAGAAAUCCCAGAGUUGGCAGACCACGGCAUCACACUACCGGCCAACAUGCAGGGGCUGACAGAGGAGCAGAUUGUGGAGCUGAAACUGAAGGAUGAAUGGGAAGACAAGUGCGUGCCCAGCGGAGGGGCAGUACUUAGGAAGGAUGAGAUUGGGAGGAGGAAUGGACACGCUCCAAAUGAUAAAAUGAAAGAGGUGUUGAUGAGAACUGUGGAAGAGGCAAAGGCACUCAUCUCCAAAAAACAAGUUCAAGCUAAUGUUUGUGUCACCGUCGAGACAAUAAAGGAAGCCUUGGAACCGCUAAAGGGUGCGGUCAUGAUCGUGUACCCCAUGGGGCUGCCUCCUCAUGACCCUAUCAGGAUGGAGUUUGAGGACCGGGAAGACCUUUCGGGAACACAGGCAUCUCUGCAGGUGAUCACAGAGGACGAGUGCCAACUAUGGUGGGCUGCCAAAGAGAUGCAGAGGGGGAAAAAACUGCAAGACUACAUUGGCAAAAAUGAAAAGACAAAACUUGUGGUCAAAAUCCAAAAGAAAGGGCAGGGGGCGCCUGCGAGAGAGCCUCUGAUCACUGAUGAGCAGCAGAAACACAUGAUGAUGCAUUACCACAGGAGGCAGGAGGAGCUGAAGAAACUGGAGGAGGCAGAUGAUGAUAGCUACCUGGACUCACAGUGGGCAGACAGACAAGCCCUGAAAAAACAGUUUCAAGGCCUCUCCAACAUCAAAUGGGGGCCGAGAUAAAGACCACUACUACUAGGAGUCCCACCUUGGAGCUGCUGCUGUUAAGAGUUGCUCGGUUACAGCUCUAUAUGCAACAGACUGCGUUAUUAUCACAAUCUUGAAACCAGUUUGAUAUCUGUGUUUUUCAAGGUCUCCCAGAGAACACACAGCAGCUGUGUUCAUAUGCCUUUGAGUAGAUUUAUUUCUGAGAUUCAAGACAAACAUCUACAAUAUUUUUUUUAACUGAACUGAAAGAUACUAUAGACAUUGUAUGACAGAACAGGUAAUGAUGUCACAUGGAGGCCGAUGUCAUUAUAAACAAGUUUUAUUUGAACUGAA
This is a messenger RNA of Centropristis striata (black sea bass), 1440 nucleotides long. RefSeq names its product cilia and flagella associated protein 298 (gene cfap298). Gene Ontology annotation, biological process: regulation of cilium movement. The record is from RefSeq and is a predicted model, not a curated record. The transcript has 8 exons. NCBI's taxonomy places the organism in Eukaryota, Metazoa, Chordata, Actinopteri, Perciformes, Serranidae. The coding region runs from base 250 to 1122 and encodes 290 amino acids.